CCAGCUUUUAAUUCCUACUCCUUCUCUUAUUUCUCUUCUUUUUUCGCUUCCUUCAUCCACAUUAGAAAAAUAACCUCCUCUCCUUCAACUACACCACAAGGAAACUCUCAAGUAAGGCCAUGACUUUCCGCAACCCCAACGAUGGCUCGACCUACGUCGUCAAGUACAUGAACCUCAUGGGCCGCGCAGCCAUUGUCCGCACGAUUUUACAUCUGGCCGGUGCAGAAUACAAAAACGAGUUCGUCGAAAAGGAUGCAGUUGGUCUCAACAGAGCAGCCUAUCCCUUUGGCCAUGUCCCCGUCCUGAUCGAAACUCGCGCCGAUGGUACUGCCUUUGAGCUCGCAGAGACCAUCGCCAUCGAGCACUACUUGGCCGAGAAAUUCGGCCUGCUCUCCUCCUCAUCCCCACAGGAGGUUGCCCUCCAAAAAUCCGUCGCCUUCAACAUCUUCUUCGAACUCUACCAACACUGCUUCCUCCCCCAGAAACCCAUCCAAGAAACCAUCCAAGACCCCAUCUCUGAACUCCGUACCAAGGUCCUCCCACAGUUUAUUCAUGUCCAGGAACGCUGGUUAAACAAAAAUGGGAACAAUGGACAUUAUUUUGGGGACAGACUCUCUUAUCCGGAUCUCGUCCUCUUGAACUGGGUUCGCGUUCUUGAGGCCAUUGGCUACAAAUGGGAGGAUGAAGCCAGUCCCAUCAAGAAGCUGGAAGCUACCGUUAAGGCUAUGCCCGAAUGGAAGGGACAGUUCGAUGCCUUUCAUCCCUUCAAUACCCUUUGAGAAUAACCAUUCGCGCUGAGAAAUAAUGUGUUACGUUGUUUUCAAGGAAUAAAACAGAAAUGAAGCAAAUGCACAAUGGAUAAUGAAGCAUGGGAAGAGCA
This is a messenger RNA of Gamsiella multidivaricata, 880 nucleotides long. RefSeq lists its product as uncharacterized. The coding region runs from base 120 to 779 and encodes 219 amino acids. The record is from RefSeq and is a predicted model, not a curated record. Gene Ontology annotation, biological process: glutathione metabolic process. The transcript is spliced from 3 exons. Gene Ontology annotation, molecular function: glutathione transferase activity. NCBI's taxonomy places the organism in Eukaryota, Fungi, Mortierellomycota, Mortierellomycetes, Mortierellales, Mortierellaceae.